CGGGGAGGGUCAGUUGGAGGCAGGCGCUCGCUGAGGCAGGAGGAGGGCUCUGGGCCCGCUGCCUGACAGGGACUUAGCCCGCAGAGCUCGGCCCCGCGCGCGCGCGCGACCCCACACCCGCCCACUCAUCCACCUACCCACUCCCUGCGCCGCCUCUUCCCACCCUGAGCAGAGCCGCCGAGGAUGAUAAACACCCAGGACAGUAGUAUUUUGCCUUUGAGUAACUGUCCCCAGCUCCAGUGCUGCAGGCACAUUGUUCCGGGGCCUCUGUGGUGCUCCGAUGCCCCUCACCCACUGUCGAAGAUCCCCGGUGGGCGAGGGGGCGGCAGGGAUCCUUCUCUCUCAGCUCUAAUAUAUAAGGACGAGAAGCUCACUGUGACACAGGACCUCCCUGUGAACGAUGGAAAACCUCAUAUCGUCCACUUCCAGUAUGAGGUCACCGAGGUGAAGGUCUCUUCCUGGGAUGCAGUCCUGUCCAGCCAGAGCCUGUUUGUAGAAAUCCCAGAUGGAUUAUUAGCUGAUGGGAGCAAAGAAGGAUUGUUAGCACUGCUAGAGUUUGCUGAAGAGAAGAUGAAAGUGAACUACGUCUUCAUCUGCUUCAGGAAGGGCCGGGAAGACAGAGCUCCACUCCUGAAGACCUUCAGCUUCUUGGGCUUUGAGAUUGUGCGUCCAGGCCAUCCCUGUGUCCCCUCUCGACCAGAUGUGAUGUUCAUGGUUUACCCUCUGGACCAGAACUUGUCCGAUGAGGACUAAUGGUCAUAGAGGAUGCUUUGCCCAAGAGCCACAGUGGGGGAAGAGGGGAAGUUAGGCAGCCCUGGGACAGAGGAGGGGGCUUCUUGCUGUCUAGGGCAGGACGCUGAGGGGCUCAGGGUGAGGGUUGCCUAUUGUGUUCUCGGCGUUGACUCAUUGAAAUUGUUUUCCAUAAAGAACAGUAUAAACAUAUUAUUCACAUGUAAUCACCAAUAGUAAAUGAAGAUGUUUAUGAACUGGCAUUAGAAGCUUUUUAAACUGCGCUGUGUGAUGUGCUCUAUCUAGCCUAGGGGAGGACAUUGCCUAGAGGGGGAGGGACUGUCUGGGUCCGGGGGCAAGGCCUGGAGAGCUGGUGGACAGCACUCUCAGGCUGAGGUUCCCCUGCUGUUGGGCUUUCUUUUUUGGUUUUUAAGACUUGUGUAUUUUCUUUCCUUGCUUCCUGUCACCCCAGGGACUCGGGACUAUAGGCUUUUCAGCCCCUGGGCAGUGUCCUUCAAUUGUUUUUUGACACUCCACCUGGGCUUCUCUCUGUGCAUUUGUGUCUGGCCUGGAGAAAGCAGGUCUGACCCCUCCUUUACAGCUUUGUGUUAUUCUGGCAUUUGGUUAAGCUGGCUUAAUCUGUUUCAUGUUAUCAGUGCAUUUAAAAUAGGGGCAUUGAAGUUCACUCCCACCACCAGGGCUUUUUUUGGGGUGCCUGGGCCUUAAAAAACA
Balaenoptera musculus (blue whale) is the source of this 1461-nucleotide messenger RNA. It is a transcript of the gene OAZ2, whose product is annotated as ornithine decarboxylase antizyme 2. Gene Ontology annotation, biological process: positive regulation of protein catabolic process. Gene Ontology annotation, cellular component: cytoplasm; nucleus. The record is from RefSeq and is a predicted model, not a curated record. Gene Ontology annotation, molecular function: ornithine decarboxylase inhibitor activity. Lineage: Eukaryota; Metazoa; Chordata; Mammalia; Artiodactyla; Balaenopteridae.